Molecule: messenger RNA, 826 nt
Organism: Drosophila ananassae
Lineage: Eukaryota; Metazoa; Arthropoda; Insecta; Diptera; Drosophilidae
Exons: 3
Coding region: 16-558 (180 amino acids)
Source: RefSeq, a predicted model, not a curated record
UCGAAAACAAACAACAUGGUCCAGACGGUUCUGACCUGGCAGCUACUGCUCCUAACGGUGCUAUCCAGUACCACUCUGGUAUUGGGCCAUACCAAUUUCAAUUUCGAUCCAGAUGCCAAAGGAAACAGCAGCUUUAGUUACAGCAGCCAGCCCCUGAGUCGCUCCAAGCGAGUAGCCAUUUACAAUGGCCAGGGAGUUGUCAAGUUUGUGCCUAGCUUUGCGUAUCCUGUAAAACAAGUCGACAAGGACCAGUCCUUUUGGUGGUUCUUCAACGUUCAGGGCCAGUGGAUCCCAACGACCAUUCCGCUUUACUGGUGGAGUUUCUGGAACACCUCGACGUUCGUUUCCACAGCCCGCGAAUGGCGCAAGGAUAUGCAGACAAAGCUUUCCCAUGACGAGGCCCGAUCGUGGGUCUACACUGCCAUCGAACUUGGCAUGGAGCAAAUUGCUGGCCAAAAUGGUGGAGCAUGCCUGCUAAGGAGCAUUUGUGAAAUCUCUCAAAGACCCUUCCAAAACAGGAAUAUUUUCAGUGAAAUUACAAAUUCAAUUAUGGUGUAAGUAAAUAUUUUUGAGAAAUUCGAACUAAGUAUUUAGAGAACUCUAUUCUACAGACCCACCCACAACGUCGCUGGAAAGUAUCUACAUGCCAGAGAUGCUGGACGGGGAGGAGCCGAUUGCGAAAAGACUUUUCAUGACUGCAGUCCUAUACUUUGGACGCUAAUAACUAACAUGGCCAAAAAUCCAUUUGAUUAUUAAGGAUAAUUAGAAAUAAAAGAAUGUCAGAAACAAUCCCUUUCAAACACUAAAUAUAAAAUUUUACACCGCA